UGCCUGACUAUUUAAGUGACUAUAUUCUGAUUAUAAACUAAGUAUUACACUAAGUUUUCGAGCUUAUAUUAAUGUGGAAGUUCUGAAGAACGCCUCCAUUGCGUGUCUGUGAUCGAGAGAAGUACAUAAUCGGCCGGUGUAACUUCCUGUGCAAUAUGAGUCCAUAAUGAUAAGACAUACACAGAUUAUACCUUCUCCCAGGCCGUCGGAAUCCGUUUUUGGGCUGACGGGUGGUACAGCCAUACUGUAUUAAACUGUGAUAUAUAACAUGUAAUAUCAUACAUAACAAAAUAGUUACUGUGAAAUAAGAUGUUAAUUACACACAGUCACUAAUGUUGUACUUGCAUGAGUACGGAAUUGUAUAAAAGUAAUAUUAAGAUCAUUUAUAAUUAUGAGAACUAUGUCUGUUGUCUGUCAUUUCACAGAAAAACAACCACCUCUUUGUAUUAAGUAAAUUUCCAUUCUGAGCUAUUUCGUCCUCUGAUGGGCGGAGCUGAUGAUAUCUGAAGCGCUUAUAAAUCUGACUGUUAAAAAGUGAAACUAAACCGAAGAAAGUCCAGGCGUCGAAAGAUCAGCAUUACGGUUUUGAAGCUCAGCUAAGAACAAAACAAUGGAAGACAAUGUGGGAGAGCAGGGACAGAGUAACAACAAGAAAACUGAACUAAGGAUCGUCCUUCUGGGGAAAACCGGAGUUGGGAAAAGUUCAACAGGAAACACUAUACUGGGAGAGAACAGAUUUGAAUGUAAAAAAAGUUUGAGCUCUGUAACAAAGGAAUGUAAGGUUGAGGAGUCAGUUGUUGGAGGCAGAACUAUAACUGUCAUUGACACUCCUGGGUUUUUUGACAUAACACUUCCAGUGAUGGAAAUGGCAGAUGAGAUGGCAAAGAGUGUGUUUCUGUCUGCACCAGGACCUCAUGCAUUCUUAUUUGUACUUCCUCUAUAUAGAUUCACAAAGCAGGAGGAAGAGGUAUUGACACAAAUUCAGAUGAUAUUUGGUGUCGGUGUGCUGAGGUAUCUCAUGAUCCUCUUCACAAAUGGGGAUGAUAUUGACCCAGAGACAUUUAAGUCAGAGGUAAAUGAGCACAACAUAUUAGGACCGAUUGUUGAGAGCUGUCAGGGGUAUCAUGUCUUCAACAAUAAAGAUCAGGAUAACAGAGAGCAGGUGAAUGAUCUACUGCAGAAGAUUGACACAAUGAUGAAUGGAGGAGGACACUACAGUAAUGAGAUGUAUCAAGAAGCUCAGAGAUUUAGACAAGAGGAAGAAGAGGAAAGAAGAAGAGAAGAAGAGAGAAGAAAUAGAGAGGAAGCAGAAUUUAGUGGAGAGUACCAUAAUCCAGUGUUUUUGGAGUCACUGAGAUUUGUACCACAGGAUCGAAGGAAUAGAGAAGGCCAAUACUCUGACCGUGCAAGAACAUCAGCAUUUGAGCGUUUCCGGCAAAGAUUCAUUCAAAUAUUUAGACGUCUUGCAAAUCGAUUCCGUCGACGCAGAGAAAGCCCAUCAUACUCACCUUUGGAGGAAUUGAACUAAGAAUGUGUACUUUAUUUACACAGUAUGUUUUUUUAAAAAUGCAAUCCAGAAAGGGUGCAAUAGUUGUUGCAAAACAGAAUCAGAUGUUUUCUGUCAUGCACUUUUUUCCAUAUAUUUAAAUCACAUGUAAGACAGACAUUUUCUACUUAAAUAUUAAAAAUCACAUUAUGGAUAGUUUAUUUAUUUUUAAUUUUUUUUAACUUUCAGAAAUGUAGCUGGGUUGGUCAUACAUUACAGUACUUCUUUAGUACACUCUGUCUUCUAAAGUAAACUCUUUGGUGAUUUGUAAUAAUUGCAAUAUAUGUUGUAGGGUUGAAAAACAAUAAAGACAUUUGGUAUUUCUGUUCCAACCUGUGCCAUUUAAUUCUUAAAAGAAUAAUUCACCCAAAAUAAAAAUUAUCCCAUGAUUUACUCA
This is a messenger RNA of Megalobrama amblycephala (Wuchang bream), 1943 nucleotides long. RefSeq names its product GTPase IMAP family member 6-like. NCBI's taxonomy places the organism in Eukaryota, Metazoa, Chordata, Actinopteri, Cypriniformes, Xenocyprididae. Gene Ontology annotation, molecular function: GTP binding. The transcript has 3 exons. The coding region runs from base 611 to 1528 and encodes 305 amino acids. The record is from RefSeq and is a predicted model, not a curated record.